Messenger RNA from Paramecium sonneborni, 2700 nucleotides. NCBI's taxonomy places the organism in Eukaryota, Ciliophora, Oligohymenophorea, Peniculida, Parameciidae. The record is from the annotation of a GenBank genome assembly.
AUGCUUUAUGAAUUUAUAAGAACAUUUUAAAAUUCUUACAACAAAUUCGUAUCAGAAUAAUAUUAAUAAUGGAAAAGGCAAGAAUACUAAAAGGAAAUAGACUUAAUUCAAAUCCCAACUCUAUUUAUUUCGUUUAUAAUAAUCUUAGUAAGAUUGAUGAUUAGUAAAAGUGAUUCAGAACUAUAUAUUCAAUUAAGCAUUAAUUGUUUAUCCCAUUUACUUAUAGUGAUUCUCAUUAAAAAAAGCAAAUCAUAUAAAGCCAUAAUUACUCAGAUAACUAGAAUUUGCUAAAUUAUUGUCAUUAACUGGUAUUGUAUAUAUUUUUAUCUGUCAAACUCAUCAUUUUUAUUAAUUUACAUUACAUUUAAUGUAAUUUAGUUUAGUCUAGCCUACACAUUAUGGUUUAAAGGUUUAACAUUAGGAAUAUGCAUAUUAGGGUAUUUAUUAUUUAUCCCAGAAAUAUCUUAUGAAUGUUUAGUAUUAUUUAUUUUAAUAAUACUUGUGCAUACAUUAAGAGAAGAAGGCAACUUAAUGUCAGUUUAUUCAAAACUUUAAGCCUUGUUUUUAAUUAUCGAUACGAUUCCAUCAGCUAUGUGUAUAGUUUAGAAAAAUAAAAGUUAAUUGCUUUAUUCAAAUAAGAGUUUUGAAAAUCUCUCUUUAACUUUAGAAGGUUCAAAUAAUUCUGAUACUGACCAAUCACCAGAUAGAUUUAACAAUUAUUAAUAAUAAUAAUUGCAUUUUUUAUCAAAUCUUUAAUUAACAGAAUUAAAAUAAUAAGGCAUAUCAAUAAUAGAUUUUGAUGAUGAAUUAUAGAUUGAUUAAUUUAAGAUACGAUAAGUUAAUUAUAAGAAAAAAGCUUAAAGUCCAAAGUAUGGAUCAAGAUAGUUGAUAUUUAAUUAGAGUGAUAAAUAUCCUUUAAAUUAAAAAAUAUCAUAUAAAUAAGAAUUCUUUUCUUCGUUUAAAAUGAAAGACGAUGAAUAAGUAGUAAAAAAAUAGUAUACUGCAGAUAUAUCAUUAUAAGUUGAACUUAGACAUUAACCAUACAUGUGUACUAUGAGUUCAAAAAAGAAAUAAAGGAAGAGAUCAUCAAAUAGAAUUAGUAUUAAUAGACCAUCGACACCUACAAGUGGUAAAUUAUCAUAUGAAUAGAUUUAAAGAGAUAAUAAUUAAAAAUCUUAAAAUUCAACACAUUCAACAAUGAAUCAUGAUAUGAAGUUCUUAGUUAAUGUAAUUGAGAAUUAUAAGUUAUUUGAUGAGGAAGAUGAUUUUUAAAUAUUUUUUGUUCAUGAAUUAAAUCCAGUUCUUUUAAAAACUAGCUUAAAAAAAUUAGAAUCAGUUAAAAAGAAUUUAUUAAGAUCUAUUUCUCAUGAAAUGUUAACAAAUUUAAAUGCUGCUUAUGGUUAUAUAAAACAAUGUUAGGAUAGAUUAUUAAAAGGAGAAUAGAUGUCAGAAUAAUUAGCUUGUGCUUUGAGAUACACAAAAUUAUAAUUAUUUAAAGUUCAAGAUUUUUUUGAUUAUAGAUAUUUAUUAGAUAAUAAAUUAAAAUUGAGAGAAGAUAAAUUCGAAUUAAUUAAUGCUAUAACAGAAUGUGUAGAUUUGAUAAAGGAUUAAAUAUAUAGAAAACAAUUGAGUUAUUAAUUAGAUAUUCCAGAAAAUUGUGCAUAUAUUAUAAAAGGAGAUAGACAAAGAUUUUGUUAAGUUAUUUUGAAUUUAUUAACAAAUGCUAUUAAAUUUACAUAUUAAGGUGGAAUAACAGUAGAAGUGAAAAAAAACAAAUAUUCUCCAUCUUGUUUUGGGAUAAUAGAUGAAGUUUAAUCUUAAUUAUCUUAAGAAGAUUCUAAUAUUUUAGAAAUUUAUAUUAAAGAUAGUGGUUUAGGUAUGGAUGAAGAAGAAUUAGUAACUUUAAGAAAGAAAGUAAAUAUUUAAUUAAAUUAGUUACAUGUUGCAGAUGAGGAUGAAAAAGUAUCUAAAUAUUCUGUUGGUAUUGGUUUAGGUUUAUCAGUUUGUAAGUCAAUAAUUCGUUAAUUAGCUCCAGAAAAUUCUAAUCUUUUGUUUGUUGAUUCUAUUAAGGAUAGCGGUUCUUCAUUUUAUUUUUGUCUCAGAUAUAUUGAAGAGAAAUCAUCUAUUUAAAAAUCUUAGUAAAUGACUAUUCCAUAAUAGGAUGCAUAAAGUGCAUCUGUUAAAGUCUUAAAUUAUAAUAAAAGCCAUUAAUUGGCAGCUUUUAAUAUUUUUAAAAGAAGCAAUUCUCAUGAUUUAUCAAUAGAAAUUUCUAAAAAGAAUUAGGAUCAUUGUUAAUGUGAGACAAUUUUGAUAGUUGAUGAUGAAUAAUUUAACUUAGAUGUAAUUGCUCAUACCAUUAAAGAUAUGGGUUUUGAAAUAGAAACUGCAUUUAAUGGUAAAUAAGCAGUAGAAAAAGUAUCAAAAAAAUUAUAGGAUAAAUGUAGUGGAAAAUGUACAGGUUAUCAUUGUAUAUUAAUGGAUCUAAAUAUGCCUUUAAUGAGUGGGUGGGAGGCUGUUUAAAUAAUUCGAUAGAUGGAAUGCGAAUUAUAAUUGGUGAAGGCAAUACCUGUAGUGGCUGUAACUGCUUUUUGUAGUAUAUCAGAUUAAGAGAAGAGUAUAAACGAAGGUUUUGAUGGAGUUAUAAUAAAGCCAGCUACUAAGGAAAAGAUUAAAGGAUGUUUCGAAAAUUUAAAUUUAUGA